AUGAUGACAAAUAUUUACGUCUUUGUUUUGAUGUCAACUAAACACAAUAAAAUGGCACAAGCAAAUAUUUUGAGAGAGUGGGCCCCAUUGACAGAUUUAUACAAUAAAUUACCGUUGAAGUCUCUAAAUGGAUUGUUCAGUCAUGAAAUUAAAAUUACUUGUUUAGACAUUUUGCCAGAAUUUCUGGCUCUUGGCAGCAAUAUAGGAAUAGUUUAUUGGUAUAAUAGGCAAAAUAAGAGCCUGGAGCACUUACGCUGUGAGAACAGUAAUAGCCCAAUAACUGUGGUAAAAGUCAUAUCCACAGUUGAUUUUAUGGUGGCAUGUGGAAAUGCUGCUGGAAAUAUUAGCAUUUUUCAAAUACCAAAGUCUCAUGCCAGUUCAUUACCAGAAAGUUUAAUUACAAAAAAUAAACAAGUUGAAAGAUAUACUGUCUCAGACUUGCAUAAAUCUAAAAUUACAGCAGUUGAGUGGUCAAAAAAUGGCAUGAAAUUGUUUUCUGGAGAUAAAAAUGGUUGCAUUAUAUUGACAGAAUUAGAUUUUUAUAUGCAUAUUUGUAAAUCUGUAGAAAUAUUAAAUGAAGAAUAUGAAGUGGUACAAAUGAGUUAUAAUCAACAAAGACUGUUAGUGUCAACCACAUACAGAAGUAUAAUCUGCCAAAAAUUUUCAAAAUGGAAAGUAUGUCAAGUAGGAAAAAAAGAUAGAAAAGUAUUAGGAAAUUAUGGAGGCUUAAUCUUUCAAAAUGGUUUUAACUCAAAUAAUUCUAUAUUGUACUGCUCCAGACCAGGUUUAAGAAUUUGGGUGUCAGAUAUUGAAGGGAAUGUUCAAAAAACCUUGCUGUUUAAAGAUAUACUGUCUAAGGAGUGUCUUGAAGUUCCAUUAAUUAAUCCAAUAUCAAAAAAGCUGCUGCCACUUAAACCACAAAAGGAGGCUUGUUUCUCUGUUUUAUAUCAAUUUUGUGAUAAUUUACUUGUUACUCAUAAUGGAGAUGUAAUCUAUAUACUAGAUCCUAAUAAUAUGAUAAUUUUAUAUACAAUUAGUCAUUUAAGAGGAGUUUUAAAUAUUGCUUCGCACAAAGAUGAGAUAUUUAUUCUUGAGGAGGAUAGGAGUAUUAUUAGAAUAUCUUAUAGACCUGAAAAUAGUCAAGAUAUAUUAUUAACAACUCCAGUUGACAAUAUAGUCAACCCAUUAACUUCAUCUAUUAAAGAUUUUAAGAACAAAUUUCAAACAGGCAACAUCAUAUCAGCUUUACCAUCAUUGUUUGAAAAAACUCCUGUAGAUGAAGAUAUUUUUAAUGAUGACGCAAAUGUACCAAAGGCAGAAGAAGCUACAGAAUGUUCUGUCCAUAAUACUGCAGAAGAUAUUAAAUUUCAAAAGAACUUUGAUGAUAUUGGCAAACAACAAUUUAAUGAUAAAAUCUUAUUUAAAAAGAAGAAAAAACGACAUAUGAGUUCUAGCCUGUUCAGCCUAAGUUCAAACAGUUCAGAGGAAAGGGACCUGAGCUUUAAUAAGUCUACAAUUAUGAAUCUCAAUACAGUAGGUGCCUUACCAGAUUUGAGAAGUCCUGAUUCAAUUCAAAAUGACAUUGAGUAUAAAGAAAAAAUAUUGGCUGACGUCUUAAAUUUAGAUAAAAUUCAAAUUAAUUUAGAUGAAAUACAAUCUAGUGAAAUGAAUGACAGGGAUAACAUCAAUUCAAAAGGACCUACCUUCACUAGGACUCAAAGUGAACCUGAUCCAUCAAUAUACAGCUCUAAUUUAAUUAAAACAUCACAUUCUGAAUUAAUAGGCAAUAAAGUUAAAGAUUUAGGUUCGCCAUUGAAAACCAAAGAAUUGUUGUGGAAAACUGAAACUAAGAAUCUCAAUCCAGAUUCAAGUCAAAAAGGGGAAAAUAUUUUAAUUCCAGACUGUCGACAUAUUCCUAACGAGUGGAAACUGACGAACAUCGAAGUUAACAAAGACCGUGUCUCUGAGACAUGAUACAUAAGAAUUUCCUAUAUUGUUAAAAAGUGAAUAUUAAUUAAGAGAUUUUUCGAAUAUUGAAAAAAAUAUCCUUAAAAUAUAGGAACAGUUUUUUUGCGUUUAAAAUGUGAUAGUAAAAUAAAUUAUUUUUUUUUAAUGUACAUUUUGCUUUUAGAGAAAUUUAUCAUCAUAUGAUAUUUAUUUACUGAAUUCAUACGAUGUGGAUGUAAGGCUGGAAUUGGUAAAAUUCAUUUCAAAAUUAUAUUUUUGACCCCAAUACUGCACGUAUUCAAUAUCAAUAUUUUUUAUUUAAAUUAGAAUUUUUAAUUGAUACAUUAAUCCGCAAAUGAUUAAAGAAUUUUGCCAAUAUCUGUGCAAAUAGAUCCGAAUAUAAUAUGUUUAUUUUUGAUAUUACCUAUAAGCCUCAAACAUAAGUUGUAACAGUCAAAUGUAUAAUUAUUUUGUUUUUAAUAUAUGAUCAUAUUAUU
Molecule: messenger RNA, 2444 nt
Organism: Aethina tumida (small hive beetle)
Lineage: Eukaryota; Metazoa; Arthropoda; Insecta; Coleoptera; Nitidulidae
Product: WD repeat-containing protein CG11141
Exons: 8
Coding region: 1-1974 (657 amino acids)
Molecular function (GO): protein binding
Source: RefSeq, a predicted model, not a curated record